Messenger RNA from Toxoplasma gondii ME49, 1901 nucleotides. Its product is annotated as glutamine synthetase, type I, putative. The transcript is spliced from 7 exons. NCBI's taxonomy places the organism in Eukaryota, Apicomplexa, Conoidasida, Eucoccidiorida, Sarcocystidae. Gene Ontology annotation, biological process: nitrogen utilization. Bases 11 to 1750 code for a protein of 579 amino acids. The record is from RefSeq and is a predicted model, not a curated record. Gene Ontology annotation, molecular function: glutamine synthetase activity. Gene Ontology annotation, cellular component: membrane; cytoplasm.
CCGUUUUCACAUGUCAGUGCGGGGUUUUCGACGAAGGCACCCAGAACAGUCGCGGAGAGGCGUUGUCGGCUUUCUCCUGUCCCUGUCGACUUCGGUUUUUGUUGGCUUUCCUUGUCGAUUUUCGACGUUCAAAGAGUCAAGAGUUCGUCGCCGAAAACGACCCUUCGCUUCUAGCAGAAAAGGGGUUUCUUGCACAAAGAAAAAACGAAUAAAGCGUUCUGACUGCUCCCGCUCUCGCGAGCAACUCAUCCGACCAUCGCUGGGGUUCAUCCAGCCGCUGACAAAUUCUCUUCUUUUUCGUUUUGUGGAAAUGUCGCUCGCUACGCCUUUCAAGUCCGCCAGCGAAAUGCUGGAAUAUAUCCAAACGCAUGAAGUUCAACUUCUUGACUGCUGCUUUGUCGACCCCUGUGGCCUUUGGCACCACUGCAGCAUGCACGUUUCUCAGGUCGAUGAAAAAGCUCUGAGAGAAGGAUUUGCUUUCGACGGCUCCUCCAUCCGUCUGUUCGCCACAGUUGCAUGCUCUGACAUGUCCAUGAUUCCUGAUCCGAAGACUUGCUGGAUCGACCCCUUCCAAGAUCACAAGGUGCUGCAUGUGACCUGCGACAUCAGCGACCCGAACGGGAAGCCUCUUGAACGCUGCCCUCGACGUAUCGCUCAACGCUGCGAGGCUUGGGUGACCUCUCUCGGCCUGGCAGAUGCGGUCUACAUUGGCCCAGAGGCGGAGUUCUUCAUUCUCGAUGACGUCAAGUACAAAUGCUCUCCCAACAAAGUCAGCUACGAAAUCGACUGCGAAGAAGGCACUUGGAACAGUGACGCGACGCUGACGGGGCCGACGGGAUCUCGCAACCUGGGACACCGCAUGCAGCACAAGAAGUGGUAUUUUCCGGUCUCUCCAGUUGACAAGCAUGCAAAUCUCCGCACCGAAAUGCUCCUGACGAUGGGCGACCUGGGUCUGCCAAUUGAAAAGCACCACCACGAGGUCGGCUGUUGCCAGCAUGAAUUAGGAUUCACCUUCCGACGACUUGUAGACGCUGCAGAUCUGAUGAUGGUGUACAAGUACGUGGUAAAGAACGUUGCACAGAAAGCCGGGAAGACAGCAACGUUCAUGCCCAAGCCCAUGGCCGGCGACUGCGGUUCUGGCAUGCACAGCCACCAGUCGUUGUGGAAAAACGGGGCGAACCUGUUCUUCGAUGCAAACGGCAGCUACAUGAAACUCUCCCAGCUCGCCCUGUGGUACAUCGGUGGCUUGCUGAAGCAUGCGCAUGCAGUUCUCGCGUUUACAAACUCCACGACCAACUCGUACAAGCGUCUCGUCCCCGGCUACGAGGCCCCGACGAAGUUGACUUACUCGAAGGGGAACCGCAGCGCAGCCAUUCGGAUUCCUCUGUGCGAUGGAGACAACCCCAAGGCGAAGCGCUUGGAGUUCCGGUGUCCUGACGCCGCCGGGUGCCCAUACCUCUGCUUUGCAGCGAUGGUCAUGGCAGGCGUCGACGGCAUUCGCAAGAAAAUCGAACCGCCGCCUCCUGCAGACUGCGACGCUGCAGAAAUCGACUCGCGCGUCGUUCCUAGCACUCCGUCUUCGCUGAGUGAGGUCCUCGAUGCUCUCGAACAAGACCACGACUUCCUGCUCGAAGGUGGAGUCUUCACCAAGGAUUUCAUUCACGCUUACAUCGAGAUGAAACGUGCAGAAGUCGCAGCAGUCCAGCUCACACCUCACCCCCGGGAGUACGAGCUCUACUACCAUUGUUAGAAAGAGACAAACAAGUGGCAGGCAUAUCUUUUUCCACUUGGCAGAAAACGAGGUAAACCGAGAUGAAGACUCGGUCUGGCUUUCCCUCUCCGGCGUUACGUAGCCUCGGUAUCGGUUGCGUGUAGACAGCGAAGAUUCCCAGCAAAAUCCA